GUGGAAUGGUGGAGCUAGCGAGCAUGGCAUGGAACAUGAUCCUGUUACUGUAUAUGCAUGUACUCGUAGUAGUAGGUAGCUGUAACCAAUGCAUGAUCAGCACAACCAGUCUGGAUGAUGUUGCUGGUCAGCUCAGCUGGAGCUGGUGACAACCUCCAGCAGUCCAGCCCCGGGCCGGGCCCGGUGCAUGUAAAUAUAUGCGGUGCCGGAGAGACUACUGAUUACUGACACUCUCUUGCUGCUUGGCGUCGCCAUCGCACAGUGACACGGCCAUCGGCACUCAACUCACUCCACAGGCUUCGUUUCAUCAUCAUCAUCAUCACCGUCGUCAUAGCCAUGGCCGCGCGUCACCACGCCCCGCACCUCCUCGCGAUGCUCAUGCUCUCGGCGGCCGGCUUCUUCUCCGUGGCCUCCGCCGCGCGCGACCUCGACGCAGCCAACCCGCUCGCGGUCGCGGUCGCGGCGCCCGCCGCUGGCCGAAACAACGACAACAACAACCCUCCCGAGCCUAACUACUACUCCUACCAUGGCGGCUACGGCGCCGUCCCGGCGGGCUACGGACCUGCAGGCGUCUCUGGCGCCGGCGGGUGGGGCGCGGGCUCCGGCGGCGGUGGCGGGUACGCACACGGCGGCGUGGAAGCGCCGACGGUGAUGUGCCAGGACAAGGGGCCCUGCUACGGCAAGAAGGUGGCGUGCCCCAAGCGCUGCUUCUGGUCCUACAGCCGCUCCGGCAGCGGAUACGGAGCCGGAGGCGGCGGCGGGUCCUGCACCGUCGACUGCAAGGACAAGUGCACCGCCACCUGCUGAUGGAUCGACGGGUAGAGCUAACUAGCUAUCUGCUCAUGGCUCUCCACUCGAUCGAUGACGAUAUAUACUACUACAUACAGUGUGUGUGCGCUUGUACUAUAUAUAUAUAUAUAUAUAUAUAUAUAUACAGUAUACAAUAGU
Messenger RNA from Zea mays, 948 nucleotides. Its product is annotated as cold shock protein-1. The coding region runs from base 337 to 807 and encodes 156 amino acids. NCBI's taxonomy places the organism in Eukaryota, Viridiplantae, Streptophyta, Magnoliopsida, Poales, Poaceae. The record is from RefSeq and is marked provisional. The transcript has a single exon.